UAAAAGCACAAUAUAAAAUAAUUAAAUAAAUUAAUAAUAUUAAUUACAGUAAUAAUUUAAUAAUAAAUUAAAGAUAUCGAAAUUGUGAAAUGAUAGCACCGAAUCCUCAGCCCCAAGUGUCUGCUCAUUCCCGGGCAAAUUCCAGUAUCAGCCAUCACGAAGAAAUGAACGGUGUGUCAACCCCCUCAAACGUAAACGGCGCCUCAGCUCAUCUCAACCCCCAGGAUUCAACCGACAAACAGGAGGCGCCCCUCUGCGACGAUUCAACGAAAACCCCGAGACGAAUGUCCAGCUCAAUGGUGAAGUCCGUCGGUACUGAGAAUUCCGUUAACGCGGUUGAGGAUCACGCUAUCGACGAUGAAAGCGUUGACGACGAUGAGGAUGAGGAGGAGGAGGACGAGGAGGACGAUAUGGUUGGUAAUAGUAGCAAUGGUGGCGCAAGAGUAGUGGACACUGGUGUUAACGUUAUGGGAUCAAUGGGUGGUGUUGGGGUAGGGGAGCACGAAACGACGGCGCGUGGAAUAGGAACAAUGGAUAUGAGUGGUGGGGGUGGUGGUGGAGGCGGCAUGGGCGGCUACUGGAGACAGAGCAGACCCUCCAGUCCCCGCAUGCCGCCUCCUGAGCAGCCUGAGCAAAGGCCGAAGAGCCGACACGAUAGCGUCCCCAAUACAACAACUAGAUACAAUAAUCUUGGAUAUUGGAGGGCUCGACGUGUCACAUUCUACAAGAAUGGUGAUCCUUAUUUUCCAGGAGUUGAAUUCAGGUUCAAGCCAGGACGUGACAUUGGCUCGCUGGAGGCCCUCCUCGAUCGACUCUCUCUGCGUCUCGAUCUGCCGCGGGGCGCUAGACACAUUUUUUCCAUGGACGGUGACAGAAAGCUCAAUCUCGAUGAACUCGAGGACGGAGCGUCCUACGUGGUCUCCAGUUACAAGACUUUUAAGCCUGCGAGCUACGGUAAAAAGAGCAAUACAUGGUACACACCACCAGGAGGUACCGGUGGAGCAGCAAGUAGAGCUGGUGGUGGUGGCAACUGGCAGAGUCGACCAUCAGCGGUAGCGAGUCUGAGCAGGAAGGCUUCAAUAACUGACGAGGCACCCCCUCCAGGCGGUGGUAAACCCUCCUCUGGUCGGGUCAUCAGAAUCGUCAACAACCUAGAUCAUACAGUCCAGUGCCGUGUACUCCUGAAUCUGCGCACGUCGCAGCCGUUCGAGGAAGUAUUGGAGGACCUCGGUCAGGUGUUGAAGAUGAACGGGGCCAAGAGAAUGUUCACAGUAUCAGGGCAGGAGGUGCGGAGUUUUUCACAAUUGAGGAACGAUUUCGCGGAUGUAGACACAUUUUAUUUGGGUACCGGAUCGUCCAUGGGAAUUGGUAGUACGACGAUGAAUGCCACAUCGCCGGCAAGGAGAUCUAGAUCACGAGGACCAUCAACAGUGUCACUAACUGGAGCUGGGGAGGAUAUCGGGAGGCAGAGAAGAGCACGCAGCAAGAGCAGACCGCGAGCUCUUUACGCACCGGAUUCCGAGGUCGUACGAGUUAAUGAUUACAGUGUAGUUGAAGUACUACGCGAAGAGCCUGCCAAAGUAACAAUUCGCGGCCUCCGACGAUCCUUUUAUCCUCCUUCACACCUUCCCCUAGUCGACAACUCACCACCCGACAAGAAACUCCAACUGGAAUGGGUCUACGGAUAUCGAGGAACCGACACAAGGCGAAAUCUCUGGGUUCUCCCCAGCGGUGAACUUCUGUAUUAUGUCGCCGCAGUGGCUGUCCUCUUCGAUCGAGAGGAAAAUUCACAGCGUCACUACAUCGGACACACAGAGGAUAUUACCUGCAUGGAAGUUCACCCCAGUAGGGAAUUGGUGGCAUCCGGGCAAAAAGCUGGAAGACACAGAAAAGCACAGCCGCAUGUUCGCAUUUGGUCAACCGAAACCCUAUUAACUCUCUACGUUUUUGGAAUGACGGAGUUUCAAAUGGGUGUGUCAGCUCUGGCUUUUUCACAAUUAAAUGGAGGUAGCUACGUUCUCGUCGUUGAUGCUGGAAGAGAAGCGAUUUUGUCAGUUUGGCAGUGGCAAUGGGGCCAUUUACUUGGCAAAGUGGCGACACUACAAGAAGACUUGACAGGUGCAGCCUUUCAUCCUCUUGAUGACAAUCUCCUGAUAACACAUGGUCGUGGGCAUUUGACGUUUUGGAACCGUCGCAAAGAUGGAUUCUUCGAGCGGACUGACAUCAUUAAACCACCUUCUCGAACGCACGUCACCAGCAUUCAAUUCGAGCAAGAUGGUGAUGUAGUAACAGCAGAUUCCGACGGAUUCAUCACAGUUUAUUCCGUCGACGCGGACGGUGCUUAUUUUGUUCGCAUGGAGUUUGAGGCUCAUAACAAAGGCAUAAGCUCCUUAGUGAUGCUCUCAGAAGGAACUUUACUGUCUGGAGGAGAAAAAGACCGGAAGAUUGCCGCGUGGGACUCAUUACAAAAUUACAAGCGGAUUACAGAUACUAAGUUACCAGAGGCAGCUGGUGGUGUGCGGAGUAUUUACCCCCAGCGACCAGGGAGAAAUGACGGCAAUAUUUACGUGGGAACAACACGAAAUAACAUUCUCGAGGGCUCACUACAACGUAGAUUCAAUCAAGUUGUGUUUGGCCAUGGCAGACAGUUAUGGGGACUUGCUGUGCAUCCAGAUGACGAGGUCUUUGCCACAGCCGGGCACGAUAAAAAUAUCGCACUAUGGAGAAGACAUAAAUUGUUGUGGACAACGCAGGUGGGCUUCGAGUGCAUUUGCAUUGCUUUUCAUCCAUUUGGGGUGGCCCUUGCUGCUGGUUCGUCGGAAGGUCAUCUUCUUGUACUCGCAGCUGAUACUGGGGCUGCGGUUGCGACGCUCAGGGUCUGCGGGUCACCUAUAUCUUGUAUUGGAUAUAAUCCGACUGGGGAAAUAAUUGCCAUGGGAUCACAGAACGGCAGUAUCUAUCUGUUUCGUGUAUCGAGGGACGGAUUUUCCUACAAAAAGAGCAAUAAAAUUCGAGGAACUCAACCAUUGGUUCAACUUGACUGGAGUUCAGAUAGCAGAUUCCUCCAGACAGUCACUCAAGAUUACGAUCUUGUAUUUUGGGAUGUGAAGGCACUGCAGUCGGAAAAGAGUCCGAUAGUCAUGAAAGACGUCAAAUGGCAUACUCAUAACUGCACCGUUGGGUAUACGGUUUCAGGGAUGUGGAAUAACCGUUACUACCCGCUGACAACAGUACUGACAACCGCGAGUCGUUCAGCAGCUCACGAUAUGCUCGUAAGUGGCGAUGCCGAGGGUUACCUGCGUCUCUUCAGAUACCCAUGCACCAGUGCUAAAGCCGAGUACCUCGAGGAAAAAGUCUACAGUUCGCUAGUUGCAUCUGCCCGCUUCCUCUACAAUGAUCAAAACGUUGUGACCGUCGGCGGAACUGACGCGGCGCUCAUGCUCUGGGAAUUAGUCGAUGAAUAACUGUAAAAUGAAAAGUCCUAACACCGAGCCCUGGGUAGGUUUCUCUCUCUGAUUUCGGUGAAACUUAUAGAAGAUGUAGAGGACUCAAAACUAAAGGCCACACAUUGUUUCAACUGCUAACACAUGAUUUUAAAAGAAAACUAGUCUCUGAAGUUGACCAUCCCGAGAGACGAUUAUCCAAUUCCAUUUAUAGGAGUAUUUUUGCAAAAAUUCAUUCUCGUAACUAAUAGCUCAUGAAAAGUGAUGCAGACCGCAAUUAAUAGCUUGUUAGAGCGGGGCACAGGGGGGGAG
Diachasmimorpha longicaudata is the source of this 3755-nucleotide messenger RNA. RefSeq names its product Doublecortin-domain-containing echinoderm-microtubule-associated protein (gene DCX-EMAP). The record is from RefSeq and is a predicted model, not a curated record. Gene Ontology annotation, molecular function: microtubule binding. Bases 90 to 3464 code for a protein of 1124 amino acids. Gene Ontology annotation, cellular component: mitotic spindle. Gene Ontology annotation, biological process: microtubule cytoskeleton organization; intracellular signal transduction. NCBI's taxonomy places the organism in Eukaryota, Metazoa, Arthropoda, Insecta, Hymenoptera, Braconidae. The transcript has 14 exons.